This is a messenger RNA of Plasmodium vinckei vinckei, 1029 nucleotides long. Its product is annotated as conserved Plasmodium protein, unknown function. The record is from RefSeq and is a predicted model, not a curated record. The transcript has 3 exons. Gene Ontology annotation, biological process: tRNA modification. Gene Ontology annotation, molecular function: RNA binding. Lineage: Eukaryota; Apicomplexa; Aconoidasida; Haemosporida; Plasmodiidae. Bases 1 to 1029 code for a protein of 342 amino acids.
AUGGAAUAUAAAAAAACGAAAAGGCCAAAUCAAUACGUUUUUGAAGGAAGCAAACACAACUCAAAAAGACAAAAGAUAAAUGUAAAUGCACAUUGUAAAGGGAUUUUGAUGUCAGCAUUGAGUAACAGAAGAACAAAUGCUGGAAUUAAAGAGUUGCUAAAUUUUAUAAAUUUGAAUUUCCCUGCUGAUACAAAUAAUGUGACUAAGGAAGUUGAAGUAAAUGGGGAAGUGAAUGGAGAAGCAAAUGGGGAAGAGAAUAAAAUUAGUAGUGUCGAAAAACAAUUAAAGGAAGAAAUAUCUAAAGCAAAUUCUGAACAUAAUAGAUUUGUACCUCUUCGAAAUAUAAUUAAAAAUUUUACAUUUAUAAAAUUUAAUAAUGAAAAUGAUUUAAAUCCAUCAGAUAUUAUUAAUAAAACAUUUACGUUAGCUAGUAAUAAAAAAGAAAAAUAUUUUUUUAGAAAUAUUUGUAAAAUUAUACCACUAGACAGUAUAUGUAAACCACAUAUUUCACCAUUCAUAAAAACUGUUCUCCCUUUAAUGAGGAAACAUUUUACUAAUGGGAAAUGCAUGGAAGAUGUUUUUACAGUCAGCUAUUUGUUAAAAAUAAUGAAUGUCCCAGACGAGAAAGCCGAAGAAAAAGGUGAAGAUAAAGUUGAAGAAAAAGUUGAAGAAAAAGUUGAAGAAAAAAGUGAAGAGAAAAAUGAAGAAAAAGUUGAAGAAAAAAGUGAAGAGAAAAAUGAAGAAAAAGUUGAAAAAAGUGAUGAGAAAAAAGACGAAAAAAAAGACAGUUCGGAAAAUAAAAAGUCGUGGGCCUUAAUAUAUAAAUGCUGUAAUACAAAAACAUUAAGUAAGAGAGAUGUUUUAAAAGUGUUAGACAAUUGUAUAGGAGAUAAUUAUUCUGUUAAUUUAUCAAAACCAGACAUGGCAAUAAUAGUAUAUGUUACUGAGAUUAUGUGUGGUAUAAGUAUAGUCAAGGACUAUGCAAGUACACGAAAAUUUAAUAUUGGAUCUUUUAAUGAUGACUCUUAA